GACACAUUUACCACAACCAUUUCAUACUUAUCUCGACAUCUCUCUCCUGUAGUCACCGAGCAACCCAUUCGUGGUAAGCUUUGCCUUCUUCAGUGUAUAUCUUACUUUCCAAUUUUAGUGAACCGCUUUUCUAACAAUGUAGUGAAACCAUUAGUGCGAGAAAUGGAUGAGAAGUCACAGAUGCACCAGUCAGUAAUAACUGGAGUAUUUGAAAAUGGCUUCAUGGGUGUAGAAGUCCCCGAAGCUUAUGGCGGUACAGGGUCAUCAUUCUUUGACUCUAUACUUAUCAUAGAGGAACUUGCGAAGGUCGAUCCAUCUGUAUCAGUCUUCGUCGACGUUCAGAAUACCUUGGUAAUACCGUUGAUUUUGCAGUUAGGAACAGAAGAUCAGAAGAAAAAGUAUUUACCAAAGAGCUGUACAGAAUGGGUUGGCGCUUUCUGUCUCUCAGAAGCUGAAUCUGGCUCUGAUGCAUUUGCUAUGAAAACCGUUGCAAAAGAGGAUGGCGACGAUUUUCUCAUUACAGGGACAAAAUUGUGGAUUACUAAUGCUGGUCAUGCUUCAUUCUUUCUUGUCUUUGCCAAUGCUGACUCGUCUAAAGGUUAUAAAGGGAUCACUUGUUUUCUGAUUGAUAGAAAUGAGAAGGGGGUAUCGGUAGAGAAAAAGGAGGACAAGUUAGGAAUUCGUGCAUCAUCUACUUGCCCAGUGAAUUUCGAAAAUGUUCGAGUACCAAAAUCAGCUAUUCUUGGUGAAUAUGGAAAAGGAUACAAAUAUGCCAUCGAGUGUUUGAAUGGUGGUCGAAUUGGCAUUGGUGCCCAAAUGGUGGGUUUAGCGCAGGGGUGCUUCGACAACGCUGUAUUGUAUCUUCAAGAAAGAAAACAGUUCGGGUCAAGAAUUAUAGACUUUCAGGGAAUCCAACAUCAAGUCUCACAAGUUGCUGUAGAAAUUGAAGCAGCUCGCUUAUUAGUUUACAAUGCCGCAAGGAUGAAGGACAGUGAUAUUCAUUUCGUCAAAGAAGGUGCUAUGGCGAAGCUGUAUUCUUCGCAGGUACGUCGUUUUUCAUCUAAGAAACAAUCUCCAUGGCUUGUAGUGCGUUUCUUCGUCAGGUCUGGUUCCAAUCACGUCCUGCUCAACACGAGUUUUACUUGCUUCUAA
Molecule: messenger RNA, 1152 nt
Organism: Angiostrongylus costaricensis
Lineage: Eukaryota; Metazoa; Nematoda; Chromadorea; Rhabditida; Metastrongylidae
Source: the annotation of a GenBank genome assembly